AUGGUGAUCUACACAUUAGCUGAUACAUCAAUGGCGGAAGCAGCCAUGAGAGCUUGCAAGCUAUGGAGUAUUCCUUCACUAGACAUGCUCGGACCAAUCACACACGCAAUCUCCUCACACUUGGGAGCUAACCCUUCCGGUCUUUCACGCGGCGUCACAAACUCAUCUCUCAACGAAGAUUACUUCAAGAGAAUCGAAGCGAUCGAGUUCACAAUCAAACACGACGACGGUGCCUUGCCCGACAAUCUUGAGAUAGCAGACAUUGUUCUUGUAGGUGUCUCUAGGACAGGCAAGACACCACUCUCUACUUACUUGGCUCAGAAGGGUUACAAAGUCUCUAACGUACCGAUCGUGAACGGUGUAGAUCUUCCCAAGACUCUGUUUGAGAUCGACCAGCGAAAGGUUUUUGGUCUGAUGAUUAAUCCGUUGGUGCUGCAAGGGAUAAGGGAAGCUAGAGCCAAGAGUCUUGGACUUGGCUCGAGUUUUAAGACUCAGUACUCUGAGUUGAGUUCUGUUAAGGAAGAGCUUGAGCUUGCUAAGAGAAUCUUCGCUGAGAAUCCGACUUGGCCAGUGAUCGAAGUGACAGAGAGAGCAAUUGAGGAAACUGCGGCAGUGGUUUUGAGGCUUUACGACGAGAGACAAGGCAAUCGAGCAAUGCCUCGCAUCUCUAAAUCCUACUAA
Messenger RNA from Microthlaspi erraticum, 681 nucleotides. The record is from the annotation of a GenBank genome assembly. Lineage: Eukaryota; Viridiplantae; Streptophyta; Magnoliopsida; Brassicales; Brassicaceae.